AUGAGGCGUUCCUGCAGCUCGGAGGGCGAGGCGGGCGGCACGAACUUCUUGCCAUUGAAGAACUCGCCCCACGGCUUGGCCGACGUCCACAGCGCGGAGACGUGGACCUUGGCGUUCUCCGUCGGCGUGGCCAGCGCCGGCACUGACUUGGACAGCGUCGUGGAGAAUGUGGCUAGAGAGGCGAGCGAUCGCGCAAAUGCCGCCGCGCCGCCCCCGCUGGGAGGCGCCGAAGCGGACGGCAUCGGGGACGCGGGGGUGGCCAUGGCGAUGCGUGUGGCCAAAGGGGGCGGUGCGGGAAGUAUUGGACUCGCCAUGCAAGAAGACCCUGAUGGGUUUGUCCGCACGGUAGAAGCCGCCCCGGAUUCUGACUUUGAUGAUGACGCCUCUGCGCUCGAGUUUGGCAGCGAAGACGGCGAUGACGGCGAUGACGUAAACCCUGCCAAGCCCUUCUUCGAGCCCGAGAGACCCGCUGGAUGGGACUUGUCCGACGCCCGUGCAGAGGCCGCAAAGCCGAGGCCGUUUCAGACUUCCAUCGAUGAAAAGAUAAAGACCCAUCAGAAGGGGCUCACAGAGCCGCCAAAGGAAGGCGCGGACGAGGAAAAGGGCGAGCUGCGAAAACGGAAAAGGGGGGGCCCAGAGGCCGUCGCGGACGUCGAAGCGGAAAAGGGCCCCAAGAAGGGAAAGAAGAGACUGCGUAAGGAGCGCGCCGCUGCGAAGAACUUUGUCGAAUUGCAUCUUUCACGGGCCUUGCAGAAGGCUGUGGAGCAGCUGGAGUGGCAUGAGCCUACUCCCAUCCAGUCGCGCGCAAUUCCCUACAUACUGGCGGGGCGUGAUAUAUGCGGAAGCGCCGUCACGGGGUCUGGCAAGACGGGAGCCUUCGUGCUCCCGGUUCUCGAGCGCCUCCUGCAGGCCGGCGUGGACAACGUCACGCGCGUCGUCAUGCUGCUGCCCACGCGCGAGCUAGCCGCGCAGUGCCACGCCGUCAUCAAAAACCUGGCCAAGUACACCUCGAUCCGCGCGGCGCUCGCGGUGGGCGGCCUGUCGAACAAGACGCAGGAAGCUGCGCUACGCACGCGCCCGCACAUCCUCGUCGCCACACCCGGCAGGCUGAUCGACCACAUCCGCAACGCUCACGGCUUCUCGCUCGAUGACAUCGAGGUCCUCAUCAUGGAUGAGGCUGACCGCUUGUUGGAGAUGGGCUUCCAGGCAGAGGUCGAAGAAAUCGUCCGCAACACACGUGCAGCAGGGAGACAGACCCUCUUGUUUUCGGCAACCAUGACGGAUGACUUGAAGGGGCUUAUCAAGCUGUCGCUGCAGAAUCCGAUUAACUUGGCUGUGGAUCCCGUUUUUGAUGUUGCCACCACGCUCGCACAGGAGUUUUUGAAGUCUGCAGAGUUACAUGGCAAUCUCACACAAGCGCAGCGGCUCGCAGCGUUAGAUACGUUCCGAGAUGGCACGGUUGAUUUUCUGCUCUGCACCGAUUUGGCAGCGAGGGGCUUGGAUAUUGCGGGUGUAGAGACGGUGAUAAACUAUGACCUGCCGGGCGAAGUGAAAGAGUAUGUGCACCGGGUGGGGCGCACAGCGCGAGCGGGGAAGCAGGGCCGUGCUUGCAGCAUUGUAUGCAGCGGAAAUAAUGAUGAACGGAGGCUGCUCAAGGGGAUUACAAAGCGCGCUCAAGGCCAGCUGUCAGCACGCAUUGUCCCACCAUCUGCGAUAGGGAAGUGGCGCGCAUGGAUCGAUAGCCUGGAGCCGGCUGCCAAGGCUGUGCUGAAGGAAGAAAAGCAAGAGAAGGAAAUGCGACUUGCGGAGAUGGAGCUGAGUAAGGCGAGCAACAUUCUCAAACAUUCGGACGACAUUUACAGUCGACCUGCUCGGACAUGGUUCCAGAAUGAAGAACAGAAGAGGGAAAGCAAGGUCAACGCUCGCAUGGCAAAGGGGCUUGGGCCGAGUCUAGAGGAGAAAGUUCAGGCUGAGAAAAAGAAGCAAAAGAAGCUGGCAAGAGAAAGGCAGACCCGCGAUCGGGAGAGUGCGGAACUGGAUCAGGGCCAUUCCAAGCAGCGGGCGGAUGCAAGGAAUGCGAAGAAGAAUAACCGGUUAAGAAAUUGGUCCUCGGUUGGAUAUGGCCUGCAAGCAAGGUAUGCCGGGAGGCAUGUUGGUACGAACUGUCGAGGGACUAAAUUUCGAAGGCUAACAUGGUGGGCUUGUGCUGCAAGGCUAGUAUGA
Chondrus crispus (carragheen) is the source of this 2223-nucleotide messenger RNA. RefSeq lists its product as hypothetical. NCBI's taxonomy places the organism in Eukaryota, Rhodophyta, Florideophyceae, Gigartinales, Gigartinaceae. The record is from RefSeq and is a predicted model, not a curated record. Gene Ontology annotation, molecular function: ATP binding; RNA helicase activity; nucleic acid binding. The transcript has 4 exons. The coding region runs from base 1 to 2223 and encodes 740 amino acids.